AUGGAGGACCAACCGAAGGCAGAAGGUGAGGCGGACAAAAAGAUUGUCCAUGUGUACCCGCUGGUGAAGUUUUCCGAUAUGAAUGACGAUGUCCGAGCCGAGGCGAUAGAAUUGAGCAUUACAGCGUGUGAGAAAUACGCACAGAAUUACGAGGUUGCGGCGAAAACGAUUAAAGAGCUGAUGGACAAAAAGUUUGGCACCUUCUGGCACGUGGUCGUCGGCGAAGGAUUCGGUUACGAGGUGUCGUACGAAACGAAGAACCUGCUCUAUCUCUUCUUUGGUGGCAACCUGGCGAUCGUGCUGUGGAAGUGUUCCUAA
This is a messenger RNA of Anopheles cruzii, 318 nucleotides long. RefSeq names its product dynein axonemal light chain 4. Gene Ontology annotation, biological process: microtubule-based process. Gene Ontology annotation, cellular component: dynein complex. The record is from RefSeq and is a predicted model, not a curated record. Gene Ontology annotation, molecular function: dynein light intermediate chain binding; dynein intermediate chain binding. The transcript has 3 exons. Lineage: Eukaryota; Metazoa; Arthropoda; Insecta; Diptera; Culicidae. The coding region runs from base 1 to 318 and encodes 105 amino acids.